Alnus glutinosa is the source of this 1414-nucleotide messenger RNA. Its product is annotated as DNA-(apurinic or apyrimidinic site) endonuclease. The record is from RefSeq and is a predicted model, not a curated record. Gene Ontology annotation, biological process: base-excision repair. Gene Ontology annotation, molecular function: DNA-(apurinic or apyrimidinic site) endonuclease activity; phosphoric diester hydrolase activity; double-stranded DNA 3'-5' DNA exonuclease activity. Bases 132 to 1220 code for a protein of 362 amino acids. Gene Ontology annotation, cellular component: nucleus. The transcript has 9 exons. NCBI's taxonomy places the organism in Eukaryota, Viridiplantae, Streptophyta, Magnoliopsida, Fagales, Betulaceae.
GGAUUUAUCCCAAACUUUAUGUAAAAUUUACAGGGGCAUAUGCCCGCAGAGCAGAGAGCGACAUUACAGAAACCUCUGAUAUUUGAGGGAAAUUAUAACCGAGUUGAUCCGUUGAGAGACUUUGAGGAAGAAUGAAACGUUUCUUUAAACCGAUAGAGAAGGAAGGGUCUUCAAAGAAGCCCUCUCUUUCACCUUCUGAAAAGGACGACGGUGCGAACAGAGAAAUUUCCGGCGAGGAAAAGAGAGAGCCGUUGAAGUUCUUGACCUGGAAUGCCAAUAGCUUUCUUCUCCGAGUCAAGAACGACUGGCCUGAGCUCACCAAGUUCGUGAUAAGUUUUGACCCUGAUGUCAUUGCAAUACAGGAAGUAAGGGUGCCUGCAGCUGGUUCAAAGGGUGCACCUAAAAAUCCAGGAGAAUUAAAAGAUGAUACAAGCUCAUCACGUGAAGAAAAACAGAUUUUGAUGCGUGCCCUUUCAAGUCCGCCCUUUGCAAAUUAUCGUGUUUGGUGGUCUCUUGCAGAUUCAAAGUAUGCGGGAACUGCACUUUUUGUAAAGAAGUGUUUCCAACCAAAAAAUGUGUUUUUUAAUCUUGACAAAUCAGCUUUAAAGCAUGAGCCAGAUGGCCGGGUCAUUUUAGCUGAAUUCGAGACAUUCCGCUUAUUGAAUACAUAUGCACCAAACAACGGUUGGAAAGAGGAGGAAAAUUCAUUUAUAAGGAGAAGAAAAUGGGAUAAAAGGAUAUUGAACUUUGUUCUUCAAUCUUCAGAUAAGCCUCUUGUAUGGUGUGGUGAUCUGAAUGUUAGCCAUGAAGAGAUUGAUGUGAGUCAUCCAGAAUUUUUCAGUGCAGCAAAGCAAAAUGGUUAUGUUCCUCCAAAUAAAGAGGAUUGUGGCCAGCCUGGAUUUACCUUAUCUGAAAGGAAGCGUUUUGGUACCAUAUUGAAAGAGGGAAAGUUAAUUGAUGCGUACAGAUUCUUACACAAGGAGAAGGACAUGGAGUGUGGCUUCUCAUGGUCUGGGCAUCCCAUUGGGAAGUAUCGUGGAAAAAGGAUGAGGAUAGACUAUUUUGUAGUUUCAGAGAAACUCAAAGAUAGGAUUGUUGCUUGUGAGAUGCAUGGGAAAGGGAUUGAAUUACAAGGUUUUUACGGAAGCGAUCAUUGCCCCAUUACGUUUGAGCUUUCCCAAGCAUGUCCCAGCUCCAAGCAUGGCGAAGUUUCCGUAUAGAAGUUCGUACGCAUUCCUUUCUAAAGAUGUUGUCUUGGUGAAUGGAUCAAAUGGAAACCUCUGAGGUAGUUUUUUGUGAUGCUUCUCUUAUAUUUGUAGCUAAGGACCAACUAGAGAUGCACAUGGCAGCUAUUAUCAUUAAUUGGGAUUGCUGGUUUUACUGGGUUAAUAUGAUCAAAGUGGAACUUGGUCCA